Messenger RNA from Diutina rugosa, 834 nucleotides. It is a transcript of the gene CHO1, whose product is annotated as CDP-diacylglycerol-serine O-phosphatidyltransferase. NCBI's taxonomy places the organism in Eukaryota, Fungi, Ascomycota, Pichiomycetes, Serinales, Debaryomycetaceae. Gene Ontology annotation, molecular function: phosphotransferase activity, for other substituted phosphate groups. The record is from RefSeq and is a predicted model, not a curated record. The coding region runs from base 1 to 834 and encodes 277 amino acids. Gene Ontology annotation, cellular component: membrane. Gene Ontology annotation, biological process: phospholipid biosynthetic process. The transcript has a single exon.
AUGUCUCAAAACAACGAUACCAUGAGCGCCAGAGCCACCGGAGUCAGAAAGAAUGAAAGUGCGGUGCUUCUGUCGGAUUUCGAGUCAGAUACAGAUGCCAUUGAGAUCACUACUGGCCAGCCCUUGCUUCGGCGCUCGCUGUCUUUGUUCUCACUCAGCGACAAGGAGAACAUCCCCAAGCCCGAUGACACUGAGUACCAACAGUUCAUUGCCGACAACAGGCACUUCUCAAUGAUCCGUAACUUACACAUGGCCGACUUCAUCACGUUGCUCAAUGGGUUUUCCGGAUUCUACGCUAUUCUUUCGUGUUGUCGCUAUUGUCUUUCUGGCGAUUUGGGCUACAUCAUGCGUGCUGAAUUCUUCAUCUUAUUGGGUGUUUUUGCCGAUUUCUUUGACGGUAGAGUAGCUCGCUUGCGUAAUAAGUCGUCAUUGAUGGGCCAAGAAUUGGACUCAUUGGCUGACUUGGUCUCGUUUGGCGUCGCGCCUGCUACUAUUGCCUUCUGCAUUGGCUUCCGUACUACCGUUGAUACCUUAUUGUUGACAUACUGGGUGUUAUGUGGGUUGACUCGUUUGGCUAGAUUUAACAUCUCCACUGACAAAAUUCCUAAAGAUCAACGUGGUAAGUCACAGUACUUUGAGGGUAUGCCUAUUCCUCUGAACUUGAUUUGGGUUGCAGUGUUUGCCUUCCUUGUUUCGAAGCUGUGGGUGGGCGUUGCCUUACCUUUCGGCACUGCUUUCACGGGCACUCCUUUUGAAUUCCACCUCUUCUCCUUGAUCUUUUUCUUGCAAGGGAGUGCUCAAAUCUCGAAGCUGUUGCAUGUCCCCAAGCCUUAA